AGAACACCACCGACGGAAUCAACAACACACGUAGCUAGAUAGCCAGGCAUCUAGUUCAUAAACUAUUGCUGACGAUAAUUUUUUGUAUAAACACCGUUUUCCACUGGCUUUCCAGCUCGUGACUACCACAAUCAACGCGUUAUCAACCAGUCAACGACGUUUGCAAGAAAGCUGUACCAGCAUAAUUUAUAACAUCGUCAAGCUAGUGUAACAAUCAUUCGCUGGUUCAAUUGUUGAUAGAAACAAUUUUUUAACGUUGGACAAAUAAGAUUGCGUACAACGAAAAUCUAAAUAUUUUUUAUUGGUAACUUUGAAGCUGAAAUUAUUUGUAUCUAACGUGGCUGGCAAGUUGUUGAUUUUAUGUUGUUGGCUGCACGUCGUUGACACCCCCUGGUUUUUGUACGUUACCAGCUAAGUUUAGUUUAGCUAGCGUUCGCUGUUUUCUUGAAGGUGACAAUCAGUAGGACAUAGUUUUUUAGAACACCCCGUACUUUUGGUGCUUUUUAUCUUGUCAUCAAACCUUGAGUGAAAUUCUACUUUUUUGCUACUAGUCAAAGUCACUAUUUGUUGGCAGCCUACACCAAGAAACGUUAGCCUAAUAGCUAUCUAUCAACGAGUGUCAGCGCGAGCCUUAUCGUCAGAAUUUUUGACCAACGUUAGCUCUCUAACUAGCUAAUAAUUUACCCACUGUAACCAGUAAAUAAACUAACUAACGUCAAUCCUGCACAUUUAUCGGUGAAGUAUUAAAAUAUAUACUUUGCAGUGCAGCUAUUACUGGUAUCGACAAGCAUUGUUGCACAGAGAAGGCUAACCAAGCUCUAGCUGACUACGUCCGAUUAUUGCACACAUACAUUUUGACCCAGGAUUGUGAUUUUAUUGGUGUUAUUGUUGAACAUGGCGGCUAUCGAAAUGGUGCAGAUGUUGAUUGAAGCAGCCGAGUACCUUGAUCGCAGGGAAAGAGAAGCUGAACAUGGCUAUGCUUCCAUGUUACCGUUCACCAGCAGCAAAGAACGGGACAGUCUAAAGCGGAAAAACAAAAGCAAGAAAAAUUUUAGUAGCAGGUCUACGCACAACGAAAUGGAGAAGAACAGGCGGGCAAACCUACGGCUGUGCUUAGAGCGCUUGAAAUCCCUUGUUCCCUUGGGACCAGACACCAGUAGACACACCACCCUCAGUCUGCUGAUGAAGGCUAAGGAGCACAUCAAGAGGCUGGAGGAGAGCGAGCGGAGGGCCCAGCACGCCCUGGAGCAGCUUCAGAGGGAACAGAGGCACCUGCAGCGCCGGCUGGAGCAGCUGGGAGUGGAGCGCACACGCAUGGACAGCACCGGCUCCACGCACUCCGACAAGUCCGACUCCGACCAGGAGGACCUGGAUGUGGACGUGGAGGGGACCGACUACCUGCUGGGGGACCUGGAGUGGAGCACCAGCGGCGUGAGUGACUCUGACGAGCGCGGCAGCCUGCGCAGCAGCUGCAGUGACGAGGGCUACUCCAGCGCCAGCCUGCGCCGCCUGCAGGACACUCAGGAGAAGGCUGGGCUGGCCUGCAGCCUAUAGGAGCACAGCCUUGUACCCCCAAACCCCUCCUCCCCUACCCCCCACCUCCCAACACCCUUGUCUAGCUCUUCCCUCGCCCUCCCACCCUCCUCAAGUCUCUGCCAAUCAGACCUCACUCCCAACCCCCAUCUCCUCCUCUCUCCCUCCUCCUCUCUCCGUCCCUCGAUCUGACCAAUCCCGAGGCGCCUCAAGCUGCCCGCGUGCCGCCUCUUGUCCCGCCCCCUCUGCUCCCCCCCCCCCCCCCCCCCCCC
Hypomesus transpacificus is the source of this 1805-nucleotide messenger RNA. RefSeq names its product MAX dimerization protein 1 (gene mxd1). NCBI's taxonomy places the organism in Eukaryota, Metazoa, Chordata, Actinopteri, Osmeriformes, Osmeridae. The transcript has 6 exons. Gene Ontology annotation, molecular function: protein dimerization activity; DNA-binding transcription factor activity, RNA polymerase II-specific; RNA polymerase II cis-regulatory region sequence-specific DNA binding. The coding region runs from base 895 to 1554 and encodes 219 amino acids. The record is from RefSeq and is a predicted model, not a curated record. Gene Ontology annotation, biological process: negative regulation of transcription by RNA polymerase II.